AUGGCAGCACAGCCCCCGAGCGCGCCCCGCGACUUCACCCGCAAAUACGCUGUGGCCACAGGCGCAGCUUGGGACACAGGUGUCGGCUUCGCCACUGCAAAAGCAUUCGCUAGGGUUGGUGUUGCAGAAAUUGCCGUCGUUGACCUGCAUGGCGUAUCUGACAACCUUGUCGCAGACCUCAAGCAGGUUGCGAAAGAAGCAGGACGAGACGAACAACUUGUUAUCAGCUGCACCACAGACAUUGCCAAUGCGACCAGCGUCAGAGCCGCUUAUGACAAGGUGGUCGCUGCCUUUAGCGGGCGCCUCGAUGUACUUGUCAACAACGCCGCGCAUAUGGAGCCAUAUGAGCGGUUUCUCAACGCGGAUCCGGAUAUCUACUGGCGCACUUGGCAAGUCAACCUCGGCGGCCUCUUCAACAUGGCUCGCGCCGUUCUGCCCAUGAUGCGUUCGGCCCGCGAAUCUGGGGACGGCCUCUGCACGAUGGGCGAUACAAGCUCUGCAUGGGACAUGGAGGAGCUGUUACAGAUGAAAUCGGCCAUCAUCGAAGAGGACAAGCUCAAGCUUAAGAUGGCUUUCUAG
Verticillium dahliae VdLs.17 is the source of this 579-nucleotide messenger RNA. Its product is annotated as 3-oxoacyl-[acyl-carrier-protein] reductase. Lineage: Eukaryota; Fungi; Ascomycota; Sordariomycetes; Glomerellales; Plectosphaerellaceae. The coding region runs from base 1 to 579 and encodes 192 amino acids. The transcript is spliced from 3 exons. The record is from RefSeq and is a predicted model, not a curated record.